Molecule: messenger RNA, 738 nt
Organism: Aspergillus aculeatinus CBS 121060
Lineage: Eukaryota; Fungi; Ascomycota; Eurotiomycetes; Eurotiales; Aspergillaceae
Exons: 2
Coding region: 1-738 (245 amino acids)
Source: RefSeq, a predicted model, not a curated record
AUGGCUGGUCACAUGACAGGCCGUCAAGGCGCCUGUCAAACUGCGUGGCAACUGGCGGAUGCGGUGGCAGCCGGUGGGAGGAGAAAAACGCCGCAAGCCGUUUGGGGCCCGCCGCCAACUGGCGAACCCGGCCGCCAACUGGCGAGCCGGGCGGCCCGCCGCGGCGCCCGCCCAGGAUAUGUUCCGGGAGGUGGACCGGAACACCGAUAUAUAUACCUCCGUCUGUCUGGGGCUCCCCCGGAGGACGCCGCCAACUGGCCACCUCGCUGGCGCCAACUGGCCACUCCUGCCGCCGGCGCACCCCCCCCCCCCUCGGGUCACCACCGGCCUCGGCUGGGCCCGGGGCUGGCGUGCAAACGUUCGGUGGCGCGAACGCGAUUCCCAGGGGGGCUGUUUCCCCAUACAAACUGGGCCUCGGGGACCUGGCCGCCAACUGGCCGCCCGCCCGCCAACUGGCCUCCGGGCCGCCUCCCGUGUACACACAAGCUGGGCCCUGCCGCCAACUGGCCGCCCGCCCGCCAACUGGCCUGGCCGGCCGCUCCUGCCCACCUCGCCGCCGCCCGGGGCCACUCCCGGGGCAGGCGCGAGCCCCGGCUGCCCGCCGAACGGGCGCCCCCGGCCCCAGCCCCCAGCCCCCGGCCCGCCGCCCCCGCCCGGCCGCACACCGCGCCGCCCGGGUGCGCUAACUGGCCUCAUCUGCCCCCGGCCCUCCCCCCCUCGGGGUAUCACCGGCCUUAG